Molecule: messenger RNA, 2115 nt
Organism: Laccaria bicolor S238N-H82
Lineage: Eukaryota; Fungi; Basidiomycota; Agaricomycetes; Agaricales; Hydnangiaceae
Exons: 8
Coding region: 1-2115 (704 amino acids)
Source: RefSeq, a predicted model, not a curated record
AUGGCUUCUGCCGCUGGUGGUUUGACUCUGGACGAUCUCCCUCUUUCUAAAAUUCUGCCCACGCCCAAGACCAUAAAGGACCUUCAAAACAAAGUUAAUUGGAACUUCAACAAUCAGUUGUUUAACCCAUAUCAUGUCAUCCCCAUUGCUGUCCUUGUUGGCCAGACCUUAUUGCUCACUUUCUCCUGGGCAUUCUUCGCAAUGACAUUGAGCCAACCAGUCACCCUAUCUUAUUCGACGGCGACUUACGUGCAGAAGAACUACCAGACGGUAACUUUGAUCGUCACCCUUAUCGCUACCUUCCUUUCUGUGUGCUCGAUGAUUUUAUAUGCGGGCGCUAUUCGAUACGCAUUGGCCAGAACCCUCGCAGGGUCCAGCACCACGUUGUAUGUAAUUUUUGCAUCGAUACAUAUCUCCAAAGCCACUCCAAUCAAAAACCUAAUUCGUCCUCACUGGACUCUUCUCUCACUUGUAUGCGCGUUGGCUGUGAACUUUCAAACUGCGGGAUUUACUACCCUUUUACUGCCGAAACCGAUAUCCCUCCCGACAACAAUGUUGGGAACCGAGCUUGAUAUGAGCAGCCCACCCUUUCAAGCCCUUAUGGUCACUAACGCAGCAAAACUUGUUCCUGGAAAGUGUAUCCUUGCUUCACGCCGACCUUUUCUAACUUCGCUCCGCUCUUUAGAUUAUUUCGCACAUGUCCUAUCUCUGUCGGAAGCCAGUGGUACCAAUGUCGCUAGCACUCGUUUUGCUCUGCCCAGUUUCCUCAACUUCAACCAUUUUUCGUAUGCUAACGGCACCAUGGGUGUCUUACCGCAUUCACUGGAAGACGUCAACAGCAACCUGUUAUCUUCUACUGGUAAUAUCGUCCCGUCAACCGUGAGCACGAGAAAUAAGCAAGGGCAAGUCGUUCAACCAAAGCAAGCACCAGCUGGUCUCCCUGUUCAAUACACGGUUAUCCAACAAGGCUUCACAGCCGAUGUAUCCUGUAGCACGCAAGUAUUGAACGCAACCACUUCGCCCAGCGUAGUGUUGAGUUCAAUCACAAACAAAAUUUUCGACACAAACCUGACCCUGGCGCAAUUGGCAGUGGUGUGCCCCGGUGACACAGUUGUCGGCACCUCAACGCCCGUUAUAACUUCAGUCAACGUGGAUGCGGUCUAUGGGGCAGUCUGCGGGCCGUACAACAAUACACAAGGCAGGCAGCAAUGGAGUAAAUUCAAUUCCCGUAUCUGUGUCUGUGCCAUGGUGCUAAUCGUCGCGUUCAAAUUAGACCUCGUUUUGACUGGUUCGGGAAUGUAUAAGCCAUUUGGGACAGUUAUAUGCAGCGUAUUCCCCAAAAUCACCACUAUCGCCGUCGAUUACAGCGUCAACAGCAAGCUAUUCAACUCUACUUCUCCAAACUUCCUCAAUUCUUCGCACCCAGUCAUUUCGUCGAUGGACGCGCCGUGGCUUGGUGAUUUUGCAACCGGCAUUUUCUUGCAGGGCUUGUACGUCGGGCAGGGCAUUCUGGGUAAUUCGAUGGGUGAUAGUAUUUUGGCAUUCUGGCAAGCUUUGCCAGACCCAGUUCAAUUUGCGAACGAAGUGAUGGCGGAUUAUAUCAGAGGAGUGCUUGAGCUCAGCGGAACCCUUCUCCGUACCGCGUAUGCAGAAGAUGGAAAUGGGCUGUUCCCGAACGGGAGCAGCACCCCUCCAGCAAAUAUGCUGGUGACGACCAACGGAACCCACUCGGUGACGACUAUUGGGUGGCACCAGAAUCCUGCAACGUCGGCUGGAAUCCUCGUCGCGCCGACAUUCGUCUCUCUGAUGUCCAUGAUACUCAUCUUAGUCAUCUUGUUUAAAAGGCGACACCAUCCCGAGCCUCGCACGAAUCAUUAUUUCGAUCCUGGCGAUGUCCUGCACAUCAUGUCCGCGGCAACAGCCGGAGGGUUGGCGCACAAAUUGCCUUCUCUUGACGAAAAAAGUGUUAGGAAUAGUGACAAGAUGCGGAUUGCUCUAGCGCCGGUAGACGGAGAGAAUAGCAGGCCGGGAUUCGUUCUUCUUCAUGAUGAGAAUGAUAAUGGAGGUAACUCUCCAACUGAUCCUGACGGAUACACGAGUGUACCACAAACCUAG